AGCUCGCGCCACUUCCGACGCAGCCCUCGGUUCAGGUUCCGGGGCGCGGCGGAGCUCCCGGCCUGUGGGUCGCGCGCGGCGCCCUUCGGUUCCGGGGCCACGCGCCCCGUGGCGGCCGCGAUGGAGGAGGCCGGAGCGGCGGUGGUCGCCGCGGGGGAGGCUGAACUGAACAUGUCCCGCCUCAACGUGUCCCCCGAGAUGCUGGAGUUGGAGCUGGAGGCGCGGGGCGAGGAGCGGCGCGGCGCCAGGGAGGCGCUGCUCCGGCUGCUGCUGCCUCAUAACCGUCUGGUGUCGCUGCCGCGGGCGCUGGGCAGCGGCUUUCCACACCUCCAGCUGUUGGACGUGAGCGGCAACGCGUUGACCGCGCUCGGGCCUGAGCUGCUGGCGCUGAGCAGCCUGCGCACGCUGCUGGCCAAAAACAACCGGCUCGGAGGGCCCGGCGCGCUGCCCAAGGGCCUGGCCCAGUCGCCGCUCUGCCGCAGCCUCCAGAUGCUCAACCUCAGCGGGAACUGCUUCCAGGAGGUGCCCGCCUCGUUGCUGGAGCUGCGCGCGCUGCAGACCCUCAGCCUGGGCGGCAACCAACUGCAGAACAUCCCGGCCGAGAUCGAGAACUUGCAGAGUUUAGAGUGUUUAUAUCUCGGAGGAAACUUCAUCAAAGAAAUCCCACCAGAAUUAGCAAAUCUGCCUUCUCUAAGUUACUUGGUAUUAUGUGACAACAAAAUUCAAAGUGUGCCUCCUCAGCUUUCACAGUUGCAUUCACUUCGUUCCCUCAGUCUUCACAAUAACUUGCUGACAUACCUGCCUCGAGAGAUCCUCAAUCUUAUUCAUUUGGAAGAAUUGAGUUUGCGAGGAAAUCCAUUGGUUGUUCGUUUUGUUAGAGAUUUAACCUAUGACCCUCCAACUCUCCUGGAAUUAGCUGCACGGACCAUUAAAAUUCGAAAUAUUUCCUACACUCCCUUCGAUCUUCCUGGGAAUCUUCUUAGAUACUUGAGUUUAGCCAGCAAUUGCCCAAACCCAAAGUGUGGAGGAGUCUACUUUGACUGCUGUGUCAGACAAAUUAAAUUUGUGGACUUCUGUGGGAAGUACCGCCUCCCACUGAUGCACUACUUAUGUUCCCCAGAGUGCUCUUCCCCUUGCAGUUCUGCCUCUCACAGCUCCACAUCCCAGAGCGAAUCUGACUCAGAGGAUGAAGCUAGUGUUGCUGCACACAGAAUGCAGAAAGUUCUUCUUGGUUGAAAAGAAUGCAGGGUGGUGUGAAACACUAAAAGAACUGAGCAAAUGUGGUUAGAAAAGAAAAUUGAAGUUCACUGGAAACCAGAUCUUCAUCUUGAAUGUCUGUGAAAGAGUCGGAGAUGACGGAAAAGAUUUUGUAUUUCAUCUUCUUAUUCAGCAGGAAUGAGUCCAGUUCCAUGUUUGGAUUCUUUGAAUAUAAUUUUACUCUGAAUGGCAGUUUCAAAUUUAGCUGAUUCUUUGCAGUUUUCACUCAAGUUUUUCAUGAAUCAUACAGCACAUUGGAGCAUUCUGAAGAGCAGUGUUAUAAUAAACCAUGAGUGGUGUGACUUGUGACAGUUGAGAUGAAGAAAGAAGUGAUCAGAGCUGUAAUUAUUACCAGAAUUGUCCUUGGGUUUAGGCUGAACACUAUCCCAUAACAGGAACUGCCCUCCCUUCUUGUAUCACCCGUGUGUCUAGAUUACAGAGCCAUUCAGAUAAGUUCCCAGAUGGUUACAUAGGACCUAACCCUUUCUGACCUACUAAUUGGUAAAGUAAGGAAUAUAACUUUUAUGUGGGAUUUUGAAACUCUUCAGUACUGCUCUUUUGUUCUAUAUGAUUGUGGUUUCCCUUCUGUAAUCCAGCAAUGACUGUUAUAGUGCCUUAAUCCUAGCAAGGUUUUAGAAACUUAUUCAAGGAAUGAUGCCAGAGUAGCCUGUAUAAUCUGACAUACUAUGCAGAACGCUUUAAAAUAUACUUUAACAGAACUAGGUAAACAACUAUAUAUCUGACAUCAGAACUCAUGGCCACCUUAACUUGAAUUUUUUGUUUAAACAUGAAGUGAUCCCUUGUAAGCAAUCACUUUUGCAUUUAAUGGGAGGCAACAGUCUUGAUUAAUCUUUUCAUUAAGACAGAUAAUAGCUUUUGAUAUAAAAAUCUGUCAGAUUUCUUUUGACAGAAAAGAGAUGUAAGCUCAGAGAACUUCUUUGUAUCUUGCAUUAAAGGAGUGGGAAGAUGAUUUAAAAAUUUUUAGCUCACCUCUGACUCCUUUGCCUGUGUGUACUGAACUGUAACUUUCUGUACAUUUUAAAGAAAAACUAGAAAACUACUACAACAAGCCAAAUAAAAUUGUGGGCAGCACUCAUUUAUGUAAAGACUUUAAAGCAGUCUCGAAAUCGUGUGAAAUAGAGCAAUUUCUAAAACUAGUUUAACCAUAGAAUACUUUAUGAAAGUAAUGUAUUGAUAACAAGAAAUUUAUUGAAGACAUCUAAAGUAUAGCAGAAAAAUGUGUCACAAAUUAAUUGCUAUUAGAAAUGACCAAAUUUUUAUUAACUAGUUUAAUAUGCAAUAAAAAUUGAAUGAUAGUACAAUUAUAAGUUGAUAUUAUAAAAUGCACAACACAUACUAGCAGUCAUUAGAUAACUGACCAAUAAUAAUAACAUGAUGUUUUGUUGGUAAAUGUUACCUAUACAGUCGUACGCAGGUCAGAAACACAUUGGAACAUCAGAGGAUCUCCUUUUCUGACUUCUUGGCUUUCAUGACUGGGGCACACCAUUUCUUAAAACCAGAUUGUUGUAUAAUAAUAAUAAUAAUAAUAUGUACAUAUGUUAUGGUUUUGUCUCAUGUUAUUUUUUAUUUUAGAAGAAAAUAUACUGUAGGAUAGUUCAGACUUUAUUAUUUUAUUCAUGAAACAUCAUGAGAGUUUCAUGACUGCAGUUGUGAAACGCUGCUAUAGAGUGAAUCCCUUCACCUCGUUAUAAUGUAGUAAGAUUCUUUUUCCUUUUGAUUCAGAAAUUGUCUAUGUCUGUAGAAGUAAUCUAGUAUGUUUCUGCUGCCUAGCAAUGUAGUACAUGGGUGAUUAUAUCAUAAUAUGGAAGUAAUGGAAAGCCUUUGUUUACUUUUCCACUUGAGCCACAGCAAGCUGCAUACUACAAAAUUAGGAAAGGUAAAGAUGACUUAGGCAGUGCCUAAGUGGCAAACCCAAAAUGUUUGUAACUGAGUUAAUAUCAAUACAUAAAAUAUUUUCAUAGAAAAUAAUGUAUUCAUAGUAAUAUAUCCAAAUUGAUAGGACCAAAUUUUUCUGGCUUAAAUGCCUCAGUUUACUAAUUUAUUACCAGCUUGACCUAAGUAACAGCUUGGGUAAUCUUCUGAGAGUUAGUCUUCGUAAAAUAAAUGGGUAGGUAUGUCAGUAUAGUAUUUAACCAUACUUACCUCUUUCCAGCUUCCCAGAAAGAAGUUAUACUGAUUGGUCUUUACAGAUGUAAAUAGGUCCAACCAGAAAUAGUUUCUGGACUUUGCUUUAUAUGUAGAUGUAUACCAUAAUAUACAACAAAAUGUUUGUUGUACGUGGACAUUUGAAAAUCUAAGAUCAGUGUGUAGCUGUCUUUAGUGACUUUUUCAAAACUCUACAUUUCAGUUGUUAGUUUUAUCUUUUUUGGUUUUUUGUUGUUGUUGUUUCGUUUUUAGGAGUUAAGGUGCCAGUGUUGCAGGGGGACCUUGGGCUAGUCUUGUCCCUUGAACACAGAUCAAUAUAUUUUUUCUUUUAAAUCUUUGACCUAACCUUUUAUAAGAGCUGCUAAUAAUUUCUAAGAUUUUUUGUUUCUCUCCUCUACCUUACCUUUUUUUCAUAAAUGGUGAUUGGUAGAAAUUAGAAGAUGAGAUGCAAGGGACUUGAUAAUUUAACAACCAGAUAAUCAAUUCCCGAAUCAUAUAGCUAUGUAUUUUAAAUGUAGUCUCUCUCUUUAGUUGCUAAGUCAUCUGUUUGUGUUUAAACUAGUUAAUAAACUUUAUUUUUUGAGAUUUACAAAACCUGCACUAAUUUUCAUAGUGAAAUAAGUUUUUGAUACUGCUCUAAUUUUAGUGACCAGAACUUCUGUGUAUCAAAUUACUUCACCACAGCAUUAAUGUGUCUAGAAUGGAAUUUUUCAGUGUUAAUAUUUGAAAUGGAAAUGGGUACAUUGAACAUUCUUAGUAAUCUUUAUUCUUAGAAUCCAAUUCUCAGCAUCACCAACUCAGUUUGAAUAGUCCUAGGAUUUUAGGAAAUAGGAAGAUUAGCUGAUAGAACAUUUUGCUUCCAUGGUGCCAGGGGUUGGCUGACCUAACGACAAGCUAGUCGAGGUUCUUAGUAUUCCUUGUAUUUGAGUACCAGAGGUAUAUCUGAGGGUUUACUGUUCAUAUUUUACUUCUAUAUGUAUGCCAGAGGAGUCUCUUAUUCUGAAAUUUCUAUUCUUUGGAAUUUUAAGUAACCAAAUUUAAAAAUAAAGAUGCAUUGUAAACUGUACCUCAAAUUUGAGAAAUUUUUAUGUUGAUGUAGAUAAAAGUUAAAGGCAGUCCACGCUGGUGCAGUGUAAUACUGCAGACCAAUUCUACCAAACAUUGUAAAUAUCAAUUUAAGCAAAGAGUAGGAAAAGGCUGUUUGCUGGAGUGUUAAAUGAAAGAAAUCUUUAUAACAAAGGGCAGGAAAAGAGAAGUCACCAGACACCCCAGGAUAGCCCUGAGCCAAGAAAGUUCUUUAAAGUAAUAGUGAAUUGUUUUAAAAUCAUGUGGCCCAUUGACAACCAUCUGAAAGUCUUUAUCACUAAGUUUCUUUGGUUUCUGCUAUUGGGAGAUUAUCCACAUCCCUCUAUGAUGACAAGCCAGCAAGUAAAUAGGAUUUUCUUAGAGCCAACUUUGCUCUUUCCAAAGGGAGAAAGUAAUACCUCAUUAACCUGAAAUUUAUGGUACAGCCUUAGUUAGUGUUUACCUUUUCACUAUGUAAAAAAAGAAAAAAAAUACUAAGCAAAUAAUUGGUGCAAAUAAAGUUUGAUCUUUUAAGCAUUUUAGCAGUAUUUAUUUAUAUAAAAUGUUAUUCUAAGUAAUAAAACCCUUUGUAGGCAAAACAGCAGUUAUAAUAUGUGUAUGUAAUUAGUUAAGCUGCAUUUAUUUAGAAAUACCUAAUUUUUACUUAAAUGACCCUCUUCUUCUCCAAAUUAGAGAUUGUAUUAUGUUAGUAUAAAUAUUAUUCUGCAUUUAGUCCAAAAUAGCUUUUAAAAGUUCUGCUGGGUGUUAACAAUAAAGGCUGAUACGUAUGUUUUUAGGCAACAUGAUCUGUGAUACGUAUUUCUGAUUCUGUCUGUGUAGAAAAGAAGUACCUGUCACUGUUUCUGUAUUAAGCACCAUACUCUGUAUAACAUUAAUGUGAUGAAUUUAAUAGAAUCCACUUCUGUAUUUUCAUUAUAGCCAUGAUCUUUUUAAAGGCAACAGUGUCUUCAUGUAUGCUCAGAAAGUGUAUGCCUUAAAUCCUUCAUUGUAGACCCAAAGUUUGGGGCACUGUCAUUUAGUAAGUGGUUUAUGACAGCCUAAUGACCUUUUGCAUUUGACUUGAGGGAGGUAGACUGUGAGUGACCUGAGGAAUUCCUUCCCCUAAAACAGGGCCUAAUGUCUAUGAGUCUAGAGCUUCUGGAGAAAGAAUCCUAAUCAUGCAUACUAUGGGAGAAGGUCAAGCCCUAAGGAUCAGGGUCCUCUGAAAUAAAAUCAGUGAAAGGUAUAUUCUUUUUUAUAUUAUUUUGUAAAGUAAAUUUAUCUGCUACCACUAAGGGUGACAGCAUAUAAAGGCUGUCAUGUUAAUAGCAUGAUGCAAAGAUUUUACUGCUGUGAGGCCUAGGAUAUUUUGUGAGUGGUUUCUUUGUAACACUAGGUUGCAAGGGGCUAUGUUUUAACAUUUUUCAUGUAAAUAUCUCCAUUUUUCUGUCUCUCCGUGGUCCAUAUUUGUUGCGAAUUGAUGUAUAAAAUAACAGUUCACUAACAACAAACAUUAUUGAAUUAUUACUCACAGGGUAAUACUGAUUUAGGUGCUACUAGACUUUUACCUGGGAUUUGUUAGUCUCAGUUGGUCCUAAGGUACAGUAUUCAAUCUAGUAAAUAUUAAAACUUACUAGUUUAAUGAAGGUUAUGUAUAUACCACUGUACCAGAAAGCCAUGGUUGGAUUGACUGUUUGCAUUCACCAGAACUUACUUUCUGUGGUUGUGAAUAAAUGGGAUAAAACUUUUAUUCUAAACUGUAGUUAGAAGAAACUGGGAUAAGAUUGAAAAUGCUGUUGCUGGUACUAUAAAACAUUACUAAAUUGGUUAGUUCUUCUGUCUACAACUGACGUUUUAAGAGAAUCCUUUUAAACUCAAAUGGUUGACAUUGAUGUGGUCAUUGAUGUGAUGUAUGUUAUUUAGAAGGAAUAUUAAUUUCAACAAUCACUUUACAACAGUUUAAUCAUGGAGAGACCUGUGUGCCUAUAAUUGGUGUUUGUUGCAUUUCUGAGCCCACUUUGUAUUCAUGAGAAAUGAAAGUAUAAUGGGAGAAAUAUUUUAAAUUACCAGUGUUUUAACUUUUUAUAAAGUUUGGGACUUUAAAGUAUCAACAAAGGAUAUUGAAAAUAUAUGUACUUUUGCUUUAGUCAGAUUACUUUUUAUUGUCUGAUUUCUUAAUUUUAUCUACUUGAAAUCUUGUGAAUUACAAAUAUCUAUAAAUAUAUAGAUAUCUAAAACUUAAUGAUAACAAUAAAUGUAAUUCAGCAACAUGAUUCAACAAUUAUAUUUCCUUUUCAGAAUAAGAUACAGUUAAGUGCGUCAAAUUUAUAUAUUACUUGGUAAUGGCAAAUGCUCUAAAAAUAUAUUUAAGCUACUUCAAUUCUAUACCUCCUUUUUCCCCCCACAGGACUCACAAGAGAAUGUGAUGUUAUAUUAACCCUCUGUGUGAAUUUUGCCUUAUUAAACAUUGUGCCUUAUUUUAUUAAAAGUGCUUUCUUGGAAUUUGA
This is a messenger RNA of Neofelis nebulosa (Clouded leopard), 6995 nucleotides long. It is a transcript of the gene LRRC58, whose product is annotated as leucine rich repeat containing 58. Gene Ontology annotation, molecular function: protein binding. NCBI's taxonomy places the organism in Eukaryota, Metazoa, Chordata, Mammalia, Carnivora, Felidae. The transcript is spliced from 4 exons. The record is from RefSeq and is a predicted model, not a curated record. The coding region runs from base 121 to 1236 and encodes 371 amino acids.